AUGUUUACCGCACAGAGACGUGUUUUUGAACGAAAACGGGGUCGAGAAGAGGAACAGCUCGCUGCGAAUGGCAUGAGCUUCGGUGAGCACCGAAAUAAACGACUCCAAUGUCUUCCUCUACGUGCAUCUCCUCGAACUGCACAGCAAUGGAUACCCGAUUCGUCCAUGCAGCCUUCCAGCCAUGAUCAAUUCCAACAAACCAACUUUUCGCAAUGGCCGUCAAACACGACGCCACAAAUCAAUGGAUAUUCUGACAUAGACAUGAUGCAAACAAAUCAGAUUCAGCAACAACAAACAUCGGACCGAUUGAGCAUGAUGCAGUUGGAGUCUGACAACUCCAACGGGCGCAUGCCUACUCCCAUUCAGCCCAGCUUUGCCGCACAAGUUAGAGGCCAACAGCCAAUGGCAGCCCCACCCAACGGCGUUGCAAACCUCGGACAUCACAACACCGGCCUCAACGACGAUCAGGGCGUUCCUCGCACAAUGGCUGGAGGAUGGCACGCCGCUCAGAACGAACGACGCCUCCCCUCGCCUAUUUCCGAAGGUGAUGAUUCCAUGGUAUGCCAACCCAUCACCCCUAUCACGGUACAGUUCAACCAUGAGAACAUGUCUCCAGGCAUGGAGCAUCCCAACGUGAAAAUUCAACCAUCGCCUCCUCAUGAUGUGGAACACCAUAUGAUGGAUGCAGAACCGAUCUGUCCAGGACAUGCGGCUGAUGGUGAGGGUGACCCUACAACACCUUCUCCUCGACGUGGUCAUAUUAGAAGUCGACACACCGUCAACAACUGGACAUGGCAACCCGGCAUGAAGAAGAGUUUUAGCAUCGGGUACCGAUCAGACUGUGACAAAUGCCGUGACAAGGUUCCCGGUCAUUUCAACCACAUUAUCGUUUCCUAG
Fusarium poae is the source of this 897-nucleotide messenger RNA. RefSeq lists its product as uncharacterized. Bases 1 to 897 code for a protein of 298 amino acids. Lineage: Eukaryota; Fungi; Ascomycota; Sordariomycetes; Hypocreales; Nectriaceae. The record is from RefSeq and is a predicted model, not a curated record. The transcript is spliced from 2 exons.